AUGAACUCGCUCAACAUGAUCACCUCGCGCGUGUCGCCGGCAUCCAGCGCCUCCCCGUCCCGAUCCAACAGCCUCAGCUCCAUUGGACUUGAACUUCCUGGAAUCGACGAGAAGCUCCAAGAUACCGAGGAUGGGGAUCGUACCGAGGGCAAGGACCCCGAGCCCUUUCCCGAUACCUACGAAGGAGUCCAAAACGAAAAGUCUGGCCAAACAGAGCAGACGCCGCUCUUGUCGGAAGGCAAGGAAUCAUCCGAGGCGUGGCACACGUCGCGUGGCCAAUGGUUUCCUCGGCGCAUGGUAUCGAGCGUCAUCAACUCUAUCCGCUGGUUUCUUUCCACCCUCGCAUCUCCCGGUGUCUAUCUGAUUGCCUGCUUUUACGACGACGAGGGUAUAUUUGCUCCCAUGACACAACUUAAGAAGCUGUUCGGGGUCUAUCCCAACUCGCGACGGAAAGCAGCCUAUGGCAGUAGCCAGGCUGAUGGCGCUGCCGACUCGUCCGACUCGUACUCUUCCUCUUCUCGCCAUAACAACAAGAAGCUGGCACCUCCCGCCAACAUACGACCAGGCACCUCCUCUUCCAUGUCCUCCGAAUCCGAUUCUGAUCAUUCUCAAACCCCGUCCUCCAGCAGCCGCCACAACCGAUCCAAGUCGUUGCAGCCCUCCGAGGAAGGCGGGCCGUCGCGCCGGUCGAUACGAAUCAAGCUCAACAACGACGACGACACACGCCAACGCAAGCAGCACCGUAAGACGCAGUCUGCAGCACCGCGCACCAAACCCAGCGAGUAUGGCCAAGAGCUGUCUGCCCAACUCAAGUCUCCUACGUCUCCCCACGCCGCCUUGACCAGAUACCCCAAGGCGCCCGCGCCGCCACGACCGCUGAUCCCCCGCCGACAACCCUCGUACAUCAACUUUGAGCCCUCCCGCAAGCAGCAAAAGACGCUGAUCCUGGAUCUGGAUGAGACGUUGAUCCAUAGCAUGUCCAAGGGUGGCCGUCUCAACAGCGGCCACAUGGUCGAGGUGCGCCUUAACACGGCCUCUCUGGGACUUGGCGGCGGCGGCAACGCGGGUAUGGCGCAGCACCCGAUUCUGUACUGGGUCAACAAGCGGCCGUACUGCGACGACUUUCUGCGACGGGUGUGCAAGUGGUACAACCUGGUGGUGUUUACGGCGUCGGUGCAAGAGUACGCAGACCCGGUGAUUGACUGGCUCGAGUCGGAACGCAAGUAUUUCUCCGCACGCUACUACCGGCAACACUGCACAUAUCGACAAGGGGCAUACAUCAAGGACCUGAGCUCGGUAGAGCCUGACCUGAGCAAGGUCAUGAUUCUGGAUAAUAGCCCGCUGAGCUAUCUGUUUCACGAGGACAAUGCCAUUCCGAUCCAGGGCUGGAUCAAUGAUCCGACAGAUAACGAUUUGAUGCACCUAGUGCCGAUGCUGGAGGGCAUGCAGUACGUGCACGACGUACGAGCGCUGCUGGCCCUCCGCGGAGGCGAAGACAGCCAGUCGAUGGGCUAG
Akanthomyces muscarius is the source of this 1515-nucleotide messenger RNA. RefSeq lists its product as uncharacterized. The record is from RefSeq and is a predicted model, not a curated record. Bases 1 to 1515 code for a protein of 504 amino acids. Gene Ontology annotation, molecular function: protein serine/threonine phosphatase activity. Lineage: Eukaryota; Fungi; Ascomycota; Sordariomycetes; Hypocreales; Cordycipitaceae. The transcript is spliced from 2 exons.